This is a messenger RNA of Anguilla rostrata (American eel), 4733 nucleotides long. RefSeq names its product regulatory factor X, 5 (gene rfx5). Bases 120 to 2174 code for a protein of 684 amino acids. The record is from RefSeq and is a predicted model, not a curated record. Gene Ontology annotation, molecular function: RNA polymerase II cis-regulatory region sequence-specific DNA binding; DNA-binding transcription factor activity, RNA polymerase II-specific. Lineage: Eukaryota; Metazoa; Chordata; Actinopteri; Anguilliformes; Anguillidae. Gene Ontology annotation, biological process: regulation of transcription by RNA polymerase II. The transcript is spliced from 10 exons.
CUUUGAGUCAGGUACUUUCUUUUUCUUUUAUAAAAUAAAUACCGCAGCAACAUUGUUGAAAAUCUUCAUAUAUAUAUAUUUAAUUUAAAUCGUUUUGUUGUGUGCAUUUAGAAAAGUUGAUGUUCUUUCGAAUUCAGAUCUCCCGGUGGUGGUACCCGGAUGCGGGUUUCUACGGCGACGAGCGGAAAGCCAUGGCGGAAGACGGCCCUCAGGCAGCAAUGCCCAGCCGGGACGCCCCCAGACUGGACCUCGCAGAGGUGGGGUCCGAGCCAAGCAUGCUGCUCCGGAAGCUGAGGAGUAACAUUUCUAAGAACAUUCAGAGCAAAGUGGAUUUCAUCCUGCAAGAGGUCCAGCGUUUCUCUGACAGCGAUAAGCUCUACCUGUACCUGCAGCUGCCCUCCGGACCGGGGACGACCGAGAAGAGCGGUGGUGACUCCAACUCCUUCAACACGUCUGACCAGCUGCACGCAUGUAACUGGAUCCGGAGCCACCUGGAGGAGCAUGCGGACACCUGCCUGCCCAAGCAGGACGUGUACGAGGCCUACAGGAGAUACUGUGAUAACCUCCAGUACCGCUCCCUCAGUGCCGCCAACUUCGGCAAGAUCAUCCGCGACAUCUUCCCCAACAUCAAAGCCCGCAGGCUGGGGGGGCGGGGCCAGUCCAAGUACUGCUACAGCGGAAUUCGCCGGAAGAGCGUCCUGAACAUGCCCCUGCUGCCCAGCCUGGACCUCAAGAAUGACCCAUCGGAGCUGACGGAGCUGGUGCAGACGUACAAGCAGGAGGUGACGGAGGCCGCGUGCGAGCUCAUCUGCGACUGGGCGCAGAAGAUCCUGAAGCGCUCCUUCGACACCGUGGUGGAGAUCGCGCGCUUCCUGGUGCAGGAGCACAUCGUCAACCCCCGCUGCAGCCAGGCCGAGCUCAUCACCAGCGCCGCCCUGGCAGGUGGCUCCCCGAAGCCCCAUAAGGUGAUCAAGAGGAACGUGGCCCCGGCAAAAGGGGGCGGAGCAGACGGCGAAGGAGGCGGGCCUGAAAACAAGAAGGACAGAGAGAGGGGCGACCAGGCGUCACCAGGGAAACCAGCUCACGGGGAGAAGCCGGUGAAGGGGGCGGAGGGAGGGCGGGGCACAGCGGGGGGGGCGGGGGCUGGGGGUCGCGACCUGCAGGUGGAGGCGGUGAUGAAGCGCUACCCCCAGCUGCUGCCCCGCGGCUCGGUCCCGGACAAGGCCCCGCCCCCAGCCUGCGCCCGCUCCUCCCCCCCGCCGCUGGCCCCCAAGGACGCGCUGAAGGUCACCCUGCCCAUCACCAUGACUACGCUGCCCCAGCAGCCGGGCGGGGCCACCGCCGUCUUCAACAUGAUCCUGCCCUCUGGGGUGAGCCUCUCCUACCCGGAGAGGGAGAAGGCCCCGCCCGUCACCGUGACAACCACGCCUGGCCCAGCCCCCAGCCCCGGCGUGCUGCAGAAGUCCCGCCUGGCGGCCCCUAAACGGGCCCCGGACCCGUCGCCCGUCGAUGUGGCUGGGGCCACACCCAUGAAGAGGAAGAGGGGCCGGCCCAGGAAGCCACGCCCUGAAGAGGCGGGGCAGUUGCUGCCCCCUUCCCCUGCCGGGCACACCCUCUCGCCCUUUACCGGUGGGGUGAUCCAGAAGGCCUCCUCCUCCUCUUCAUCCUCCUCCUCUUCCUCCUUGGCCCCCCAGCCCCCGCAGCAGCCCCCCCAGCCUGAAAUCAUGGAGAUCGUGAUCCAGGACCAGCACAUCCGCUUCCUGAGCGCAGUCCCCGCCUCCUCUUUGGAGGCUCCGCCCCUCCCGGCCACAGGAGGAGGGGCCACGGCCGUGACGGACAGCCCCCAGGGGCAGCAGAAGAGUGUGGUGGUGCAGUGUUACCGCCCGGGGGCCAGUGGCGACGCCCGUCCCACCCCGGAGGGCCCCCUGGUGCUCCAGAGCCCAUGCGGCCAGCCGGCCAAACCGGGGGGGCCGAGCUGGGGGGUAGGCGGGGCCACGGUGGAGGUCAUCAGACGGGCCCCCAUGGCGCGGGAGGCGAAGGCCAACCCCCCUCCUCUUUCCACCCUGCCGGAGGAGAAGGAGCAGGAGCAGGAGGAGGUGGAGAUCAUCCUCACCCCCGUGGACUCUCUCUCCGAGCCCCCGGUUACCGCCAGCGCCUCGGCCGACGCCCCCUAACCCUGCAUCUGCCUCCCCUCUGGUCUCCAUGGAGAUCAGGAAGCGUCAGUUCGGUCUCUCUGCUUCCAGGACGCGCUAACACACUCGUAGCACCCCUCCAGCCUCUCCCGCUCUUCCCGCCCCCUUUCCGUCCACCUGUGUUAUUGGUGGAAGUCUGAGAUUGGCGCUGGCAGCAGCCAACCAGAUGGAUGAAGCCAAGUCACUUGUAAAUUAGAAGUGGGAAAGCCCUCCUCAGAGCUCCAUUGUUUCUUGAUUAGAUGAAGCGCUUCGGUCCUCACAGUUACUGCAUGUUUCCUUGAGUGAGUGUAAGCCAGGAGCCCUUAGCAACUUUACUUCUGAGUGUUUCAUCUUUAAGUCCUCCUGACGGCGUGGACUCUACGGGUAGAGAUAUUAUUUUUGUUUUACCUUUAAACCUGGAACCAGCUUGGCUCAUUUUAGCCUUACUGAAUUGUAGCCCUACACUAAAGGGCUAUAAUGAGCCAGUCUGGUUCCAUCGCUGCAGUGGGAAAGGGGUAUAAUGAGCCAGCCUGGUUCAGCUCUACAGUGGGAAAGGGCUGUAAUGAGCCAACCUGGUUCCAGCUCUACAGUGGGAAAGGACUAUAAUGAGCCAGCCUGGUUCCAGCUCUACAGAGGGAAAGGGGUAUAAUGAGCCAGCCUGGUUCAGCUCUACAGUGGGAAAGGGCUGUAAUGAGCCAGCCUGGUUCCAGCUCUACAGUGGGAAAGGACUAUAAUGAGCCAGCCUGGUUCCAGCUCUAGAGUGGGAAAGGACUAUAAUGAGCCUGCCUGGUUCCAGCUCUACAGUGGGAAAGGGCUAUAAUGAGCCAGCCUGGUUCCAGCUCUACAGUGGGAAAGGACUAUAAUGAGCCAGCCUGGUUCCAGCUCUACAGUGGGAAAGGGCUAUAAUGAGCCAGUCUGGUUCAGCUGUAGAUUUACCCAGUGUGGUCAUCAUUGGCCCCAGUCUGUUAGCUGUUACUGUUGGCUUUCAAAAAAUGGGUUUGGGGUUGGUUUUCGGUGUUUGUCCUGAGUUUGGCUAACUUGGUUUAAUAAUUGAUCGAGCCAAUCAUCCCUUUUCCUGUGUUAAAGUUAUGAGAAAAGCGUACAUGUCUAUACAUGGUAAAAAUCUGGCCUCCAGAAUAUGAGAACUAUAUUUGUUGUACAUGACAUAUUGUGUAUGGAAGGAUUUCCUAAAUAUGUCACUCAUUUCCUCUUUAAUAUAUGCAAUUUUAUGCAUCCUGUAUGUUGUAAAACAUUUCACAAUUCAUGUCAUUUUGUGCAAUAUAUUUGCAGAAAAUUACGUGUAUGACUGUGGUCAUAAGUGAUCUACAUGUAGUUACAGGCGGGACAUUUUGUCAGUGUGAGAAAGCAGUUUUUUUAUAUUUGAGGUAUUAUGUUUCGUUUCAGAGCAUAUUACUUUUUUGUAAUGGGACAAAAACCAGUCGAACCUGGACCUUUCCGCCAUAGCCUAUGUAACAAGAAAGAGCGCUUAACCGAAACGGAUUGAAAAUAAUUUUGAAUCAGUCAGCUACUCCUGAAAACGACCUCAGUAUGAUUGCAGGCAGGAGACGAUUAGCAAAAUUUUGCACAAGCCCAUCAAAUUAGAAAGUAGACGAAACAGCUGUAAAUCGGUGAUCACGAGGCCCAGGAGCGUAAUAACAUUGCUUUGGAUUUUAGCGAAAAUACACUGCCAUUAUUGCACUAUAUUGUAGCAACUGAAAUUAUGGCAAUACGGGAGAAUGAGAACGCGUUGAUUGUAACUCCCGCGGAGCUGAACGUUUGCACUCACGUGCCCCCCCGAGUGCGGUUCGUGUCAGAAAACGCGUGACGUCCUCAGUGGAGCUGCCGGUAAGCUCAAGCGAACGGCAAACGUAAUUAAAUUCGAAUUGUCCCGUUACUAUAGCCGUGUAUGGAGCAGGAAAAUUAAUUAUUUCGUUUUUUGGAUUUUUGUUGGUUAUUACAAAUGAGAAGAGAGUUAUCGUUUAUUUUUAAAGAUAUGUUUAUUUUUUAAUAUACAGACUAUUUAUGAGGAAAUUGCACUUGGGGAGUUAAACACGUCGCAUUGGUACAAGUAUUGACCUCAGAUGUUUUGUGUAGGCCUGUUUAAAAUUUAAGGAAACCAGAAAUUUGAAUCAGUUUGAUGACAAAUGGGAAAACUAUUUAUAACAGUAAUAAUUCGUCCGGUUUCCCUCCAACGACCUGGGUCCUGCACUUUAUUAUUAUAAUUUUUUUAAACCUGCAUAUAAUAUUGAUUGUCUUUUUAAACGGUGUGCAUGAUAUGGGGUUGGUCUUCUGAAGGAUUAUCCUGGUGGUUUUUGUGUGUUAUUUUGAAUGUAGCCUACGUUAAUUCUUCCUCACGUUUCUUUCAUAUAUUUUAGUUGACUGACUUUUAUGCUUCCUUUUUAAAACGAGCCCAAAUGAAAUUACGCCGUCUAAUGUGAAUAUAUUUUGCAUAAACAUUACUGUAAUAAAUGUUGUGUACAUAUGUGUUUGUGGAUGAAAAGCGCCGUUUUGUUCAUCUAUUGUUGCCUAGAAAGUAAAAUUUACGGUCAGUCCCACAAUUCA